AUGCCCAAGGGGAAACGAUCCGCUCGAGCCUCGUGGCUGUUUCGCAACAAACCAGCUGUAGCCUCAGCCAACAAUACCUUUGGCCGCUUCAAUGUCUCGAUCAAUCAUGAUGAAUCCAAAGCCGAAGGCUCCAUUGCUAUACAACAUGCCGUCCAUCUCGAAGGCUUCCCUUCCGAACAGACCCUUGACCUUGUCUUGCGUCCCGAAAGCAUAGUCGCUUGUGAACUGUUUCUUGACAACCAUAGACUGCCUCCAGAAGUGCUCAACCUGAUCCCGACGAACCGUAAUGACAUAUGGAGUCUGUCGUUGACGAUGCAUACUCCUGGCACUGUUAUAUGUCCUACAGCGCCCCUCCCCUUGUCGUUCAUAUCGACCAGCUUCGGACAGCAAUUUGCUACCUUCGCUCAUCUGUGUCGAACAACAAAACUCCAAAUAUACCUAGGCAAAGACCAACUGCAGGCAGAGCAUCGUGUGCGUCUCGAGCGCUUCGCUUCUGCCAUUGCCUCCCGCAAACUCCAAGCCAAUCCCAUCGACCUACGAAGCCUUGGUGGCGGAGGUGGAAAGCAAGAGACAACAUGGAACUAUAUACAUCGGCCUCUGGAGGAAGAAUCACAGGCAGAAGUCGGUGCUGCGAGGAAAAGAAACCGUGUUGAUUCAGACAGCCAGCAGCAGUCGGGAGAGCCGUCUACAAAAAUACAAAAGUUCUGGGACGUGGUGCCACCAGGCUCCCCCACGGAAGUAAACACACCAAGUUCGCGACAUGUUACCCCUACUUCUCCCUUCAUGUCGCCAACAAUCGAGAGGUCACUCGAAGACGACCCAAGUCCAUCCAUCACAGGCGAAAGGUCCGACCUCAGGCACAACGAAGAGAAGAGACCAGGCUUACGAGCCUACACACCACCCCCUGCUUACCCAGCAGGGCUUGAAGCUACCUGCACACCAUCACCUGCGCUUGGAAAAACAAGUUCGCCAGCCUGGGGAUCUAGUAUAGAGAUCAAGCCCACGUUCCUUCCCCCUCGAUCAGCAACUCAUGGCUUCGCAGCUUCNCCUGAGCUUACUCAAGCCUUAGGCGGUAUACUCCAGCAAAUGCUACCCAACAUCAUCGAAGGAGCUUUCUCUUCCAUCAUAGGUCCAUUAAUAGAUGCCCGUCUCGAAGCACUAGUAACCCACAAAAUGGAAGCCCUGGUGCGAGAAAAACUACCCCUCCUCACCCACCGCGCUCUCCACCAAAACAUGGAAAAGUUCAUCGACGAACUCGAAGACGGACACAAGAGAGCCGAAGUCGAGAUUGCAGAGACGGUCGACGAAGCCAAGAUUGAGCUCAAUGAAGCUCGCGAUCGGGGUAUUGACGAUAUAGAGACUUGGGCUCAGGAACGCUUGGGCGAGUUUGAGGGUGACGUGGAUGAAGUUACCAAGUCUGCUGUUGAAGAGUUGGAGGAUAAGACUAUGGUUUUGAAGGAGCGAUUGGAUCAACACUUCAGAGGUCAGUGUAGGAAGAUGAGGAGGGUUCAUGAGGGUGUGAGAAGGAAGUCUAUAUAG
Messenger RNA from Aureobasidium uvarum, 1539 nucleotides. Lineage: Eukaryota; Fungi; Ascomycota; Dothideomycetes; Dothideales; Saccotheciaceae. The record is from the annotation of a GenBank genome assembly.